AUGGGCGGCUUGGCCUCGGAUCGUGGAGGGUCCCCACCGAGGCUGCUCCGACCCCAUGUCCGAAGGGGAGCUCUCUCCAUCCUCGGCGCCUCGUCACGUCGCGUAACAGAACGGCCAGACACAGACAGGCAUUCAAUUGCAAUCUUCCACUUGUGCUACGCUUCCUUCAUUUCCGCGCCCUUCAUCAUGUUUGCGCUACGACGGACCAUGGCCACGAUGGGCCCUCAGGCUUCGAUCCUGAAGCAGGCCGGCAAGGUUGUCUGCAUUGGCCGCAACUACGCUGACCACAUUGCGGAGCUGUCCAGUGCCAAGCCCAAGCAGCCCUUCUUCUUCCUCAAGCCGACGUCGUCGAUGCUGCUCCCUGGCGAGGGCCCCUGCGUGCGCCCCAAGGGCGUCGACAUGCACUUUGAGGUUGAGCUGGCGCUGGUCAUUGGCAAGCUCGUGCGCGACCUGAAGCCCAACGACCUCCAAGGUGCCAUGGACGCCAUCAAGGCGUACGCCGUGGCCAUUGACAUGACGGCGCGCAACACCCAGAACGAGGCCAAGCGCAAGGGCCUCCCCUGGGACAUUGCCAAGGGCUUCGACACGUUCCUGCCGAUGAGCGGCGUCAUCCCCAAGGACGCCAUUGCCGACCCGCACGACGUCGAGCUGUUCCUCGAGGUCAACGGGCAGGUCAGGCAGAAGGGGUCCACCAACCUCAUGAUCUUCCAGAUCCCGCGCAUCCUCAGCGACAUCUCGCGGGUCAUGACGCUGCAGCCCGGCGACGUGGUGCUGACGGGCACGCCAGCGGGCGUCGGCCCCGCGGUCCACGGCGACAAGGUGCGCGCUGGCGUGCGCGUGGCCGGCAAGGAGCUCCUCGAGGGCAAGAUUGAGCUUGCGGUGGAGGACUCGACCCGGGACUACGAGUUUGCCGAGACAUGA
Molecule: messenger RNA, 921 nt
Organism: Akanthomyces muscarius
Lineage: Eukaryota; Fungi; Ascomycota; Sordariomycetes; Hypocreales; Cordycipitaceae
Exons: 3
Coding region: 1-921 (306 amino acids)
Cellular component (GO): mitochondrion
Molecular function (GO): acetylpyruvate hydrolase activity
Source: RefSeq, a predicted model, not a curated record